Molecule: messenger RNA, 3842 nt
Organism: Anopheles funestus (African malaria mosquito)
Lineage: Eukaryota; Metazoa; Arthropoda; Insecta; Diptera; Culicidae
Product: probable ATP-dependent RNA helicase DHX34
Exons: 6
Coding region: 124-3759 (1211 amino acids)
Biological process (GO): nuclear-transcribed mRNA catabolic process, nonsense-mediated decay
Cellular component (GO): intracellular anatomical structure
Molecular function (GO): RNA binding; ATP binding
Source: RefSeq, a predicted model, not a curated record
UCUAGCACAAAAAUGUGGUUUCUCCGUGUUCUAAACCUCGCAAAAAAGUGCAUCACACAUCAAUAAUCACGUUUACCACUUUAUCGUAUCCUGGUGCAUGCUGUGAACACCGAUCCUCACAAUAUGAGUCACUCGAUCGACGAUCACCGAUCGAGACAGUCUGGCUCGCGGAGAAAGCAUCGUUCACCAACUCGCAGUCCACCAUCAUGUCAAAAACGCAAAUCAAGCACUCAUUCCAACCCGGCUGACCGGACACCAUGUGAACAGACCAACUUGAUUCAUUUUUCCUUUCUGGAUCACAAAACGGAACUGAAUCGUGUACUGCGAGGUUACUGUGCUCGCGAUCAGCUGGUGGACGAUGUAAAUGAUUUUUGGUUGUUCGUUAACAAGUAUGAAUCCUUACUAAAACGCACCGGACAACCGAUCCUUCCUGAACCACCGUCAGCCAGCGGUAUGCGAGAGCACUGUCCUAGUGGGACGAUACCUUCCGAGUACAGUAAAGCGCUCGGAUGUUGCGUGUCGUUGAGAGUUCCCAUCGAAGAGCUGUUUGCCCGUUUGGGAGGAACAGGUUCGAGUGCCAUAACGCACACAAAACUCAUACAACUGCUACAGAUAGUGACGCAUUAUUUAGACUUCCGCCAGCGCGAGAAGUUUAACAAACUGCGCAAAUUACGUCAGGCGCAGGCCAAUCUACCGGUCGCUAAGCAUCGUGAGGAAAUAGUGGAAGCGGUACGAAACGAGCGCGUAGUAGUGUUGGCAGGUGAUACGGGAUGUGGUAAAUCGACCCAGGUACCGCAAUAUCUGUACCGUGCUGGCUAUGAAGGUAUAGCCUGUACUCAGCCGCGCCGUAUCGCUUGCAUUUCCCUCUCGAAACGUGUUGCCCAUGAACUGUUGGCCGAGUAUCGAACCGAGGUUGGAUACCAGAUACGGUUCGAGCGAAGCAAAAACACAAACACAAAGAUACUAUUUAUUACUGAAGGAUUGUUGCUGCGGCAACUAGCAAGCGAGGACAAUCUUGAGCAGUACUCUGUCAUCAUCCUGGAUGAGGUACACGAGCGACAUCUGCAUGGUGACUUUCUGCUGGGGAUUGCCAAGUGUCUUAUCCGUGCACGACCCGACCUUAAGCUGGUUCUCAUGUCGGCCACCAUCAACAUCAAGCUGUUUGCAGACUAUUUCUCGGAAGAAGAGGCCCGCAUCAUCGAGGUACCUGGACGACUGUUCCCCAUCAAGCUGCACUACAUGCCCCAGUUACAGGACGUGCCGGUAGGAUCAGCAGGCAGUUCGACGGGUGGUAAACGUACCCAGAGCGAUCGUCUCAGCCCAGAACCUUACAUACAAAUUCUGCAACUAAUUGACCAAAAGUAUCCACCAACGGAAAAAGGGGACGUAUUAAUCUUUCUCAGUGGCUUGAACGAAAUAACGGCCAUUGUAGAUGCUGCCCGAGAGUACAACGAAAAAAACAAAAACUGGAUCAUUUUACCCCUGCACAGUACGCUCUCGAUCGCCGAGCAGGACAAGGUAUUCGAUUACGCACCGGACGGUAUGCGCAAAUGCAUCGUCUCAACGAACAUCGCCGAAACGUCGGUCACGAUCGAUGGUAUCCGAUUUGUCGUGGAUAGUGGAAAAGUGAAAGAGAUGAGUUACGAUCCAACCACGAAAAUGCAACGGCUGAAAGAGUUCUGGAUAUCGAAGGCAUCUGCCGAACAGCGAAAGGGACGGGCUGGACGUACCGGGCCUGGCGUUUGCUAUCGCUUGUACGCGGAGAAACAAUUUUACGACUUCGAUGCGUACAGCACGGCGGAAAUACUGAAGGUGCCAUUGGAAUCACUGCUGCUGCAGAUGAUAUCUAUGGGCUUGCCAAAUGCGCGACUGUUUCCCUUUGUCGAGCCGCCCCCGAUGGAUAACGUGGAGAAUGCGAUCGUUAGCCUGAAGGAAGCGGAAGCACUGACAGAGGACGAGAAACUGACACCUCUUGGUAAAGCGCUGGCAAAGAUUCCGGUCGACAUUGGAAUUGGAAAGAUGCUGCUGAUGGGCUGCGUAUUUCAGCAGCUACAACCAGUGCUUACACUGGCCGCAGCAUUAAGCGUACAGUCACCGUUCACCAAUCGAGCCUACCGUGAUCCAGAAUGUGAGAGGUCACGCAAAUCGCUCGAAUCCGAUCAUGGUGAUCCGAUCACACUGCUAAACGCGUACAAAGAAUGGUUGGAGAUUAAGCAGCACCGGACAGACUAUGGGCGUCGUGACGAUAGCAAUCAUCGUACUGAAAGCUCCAAGGUGUGGUGCCGUCGCCGAGGUCUAGAAGAGCAACGGUUCUACGAAAUUACCAAGCUACGCAAUCAGUUCCAGGAUCUGUUGCAGGACUGUGGUCUCAUGGAGUCGCAAAGCAGUGAACAUCUGUCCAGUGCGGAGAGAGCAAUUCGCAAUGGGGAGCUGCGUCAGCUAAAAGAACUUCGGAAGGCACACCGCAUGGAAGCACCCCGAAAGCGCAAACUGCUUAAAUCUGAUCCUUGGGGAUUGGGUGAAGAAGGCGAGGAAGAGGCAGACGAUGGGAAGGUGGACAUAAGAGAUGUAGAAUUCCGUUUGAGCCAUGAUUCCUCCAAGCUGCAGCAUCUGGUAUCUGGUGCCACGGCUUGCAGCUAUAGAGAUCUCAUGACGGUUAAGCUAAUUCUGGUCAGUGGCCUCUAUCCCCAGGUGGCGAUUGCCGAUGAGUUUAACUAUUGUAAGAGUUUAUCGGAACAAUUCUUUCACACCCGUGCGAAACCAUACGUGUCGCUGCAUCCAAUGAGCUUUUUCGGUAACAAUGCGCAACUACUGCAACUGACGGAUAGUGAGAUUGAAGAGAAACCGCCCUCAUACAAAUCACGUCAACCGCUUAGCUCCCGUCACCAGAUUGUGUGCUAUUUAACGCUCCUGGAAACGAAUAAAUCUUAUCUAACGAACACGUUACGCAUGCCGGCCGCCCAAACGUUGCUAUUGUUUGCACAUACGCUCGAAACGAACACUACCUUCUCACGGAUUGUGUGUGACGUGUGGUUGUGUCUAGACUUUCCUGCUCCGGAAAGUGGACAGGCAUUGCUGCUGAAAGCCACCAAACUGAGACGACUUUGGAAUCGAUUACUUGCGGAAAAGCUAAAAGCACUUACAAUAACGGCAGAUGGUGAGCUAACGAAGGUCGAACGAAACGUUGCAAUCGAACAGAUGAACCGUGAACUCUGGUCCAGUUUGGCCCAGUACAUGAACACGGAAGUGUGUUACACAAUUAAAAAGCUACUUCCGGCUGAUCUGAAAUCACUUUACAUUGGACCUACGAUGGAGGAUAAUAAUGAGGAUGGUGAACAACGAAUGGAUCUACCGAAUCCCAACCCGUUUGCGGAAGAUUUCCAACCUUUGCACAACGAAACGAAGGGUGGCGUAUUCCUAACAGAAAACGUUACUUACGGUUGUGUUGUGGAGACGGAUUGGAGCAUUUUGAUGCACGAACAAAUUCUGGAGCAAGACUGGGAAUGUGGACAUUGCCGAGGAACGUUUCAUUUGACCGGUUUACAAAAGCUUCAACACGCAGUCAUUUGUACACCGGUUAAGAUCGAUGAAGCGAUUGUAACAACACCAACGACUAGUGCAGUUGGUUCAUCCAGAAAGCUAAACGUGACCCGAUAUGAUUGCCCAAGCUGUGGUCAGCAACUAAUGUUGAGCGCAAUUGAGGUACUAAAACACAAAAAGGGUUGUAACAAACGCAUCAAACAGGAACUGGAGCAUUAGUUUUGAACCAUAGAAACAUUUCCUAUGUUACAAACAUAUUUGUAUUCAUCUCAAUAAUUAAAAAUCCUGAGAAUUACCAAAUA